UUUUAUUUAAGUUUUUAUACCAUUAUAAUUAAAUUACAAUUAAUGUUUCUACUAUUAUCUAAUAAUGACUUUAAAAUAGUAUAUUACUUGCUAGUGUUAUCUGUGGUAUUAUUCUGUGCAUUCUAGGAUAAAACAAAACACAUUUUGUUUACAAAUUUUCGGCGGUGUAGAAUGAGUGUUGCAAAGCCAUCAAAAUUCAAAAGUUUAGGAAGUAUAAAAUGUCUAACUUUUUUGGUGACACUAUGUCUAGUUUCACUAAUGGUAACAGCUCUCGUAUUAAGAUUUUCAGAUUCUGGUACAAUUGCGUAUACUAUUUAUAUAGAUACACAAGGUGACCCGAUAUAUACAGUAAACGACAAGUUCAUAAGCUUAGGAUUGGAUAGUAGCAUUUUAACUGAGGGUUUCAAAAAUUUUAACAUGUCAGAUCCCGUACUUAUCAAAAUGAUAGGUAUUUUGUCUCCAGCUUAUCUAAGAAUAGGUGGAAAUCAAGCUGAUCAAAUUAUUUUUUCUGAAGAGAUACUUGAAAACAACGCCAAUAAUUCCCAUAAUUUUAUAUUAACUGGUCACGAUUGGUCUCGUUUGUAUAAUUUAUCACUCAACUGUAACAUAAGUAUUAUUUUUGAUCUGAAUUCAUUGUUAAGAUACGAUAACGGUUCAUGGAAUUCGAAGAAUGCGGAAGAAAUGAUACGAUUUUCGGAAAAACACAAUUUUAUUCUUGAUUGGGAACUUGGAAAUGAACCUAACUCAUACGAACACAAAUUUGAUACUUACGUAAACGCUACUCAAUUGGGUAUAGAUUAUAUAGCAUUGAGGGAUAUUUUGAAUAAAACGGAAUUAUAUAAAAAUUCGUAUUUGGUGGGACCAUCAACGACCAGACUGAGAACAACAGAGAUAGAGGAUUAUUUUAGGGAUUUUUUGGUAGCCGGUGAACAAGCUGUUAGUGCUAUAACUUGGCAUCACUAUUACUUUGGUGGUGUAAACGCUACUCCUGAACAAUUUUUGGAUCCUGACAUUUUCGAUUACUUAAAAUGCCAUAUAAUAAAAGUUAAAAAUAUUAUUAACGAAUUAGAUAUAAAGUAUAAGCCUACUUGGUUAGGGGAAACAUCUUCUGCCUGGCAUGGUGGAGCUCCAGACCUCUCUGAUAGAUUUAUUGGGAGUUUUAUUUGGAUGGAUAAACUAGGUUUAAGCUCAAAAAUGGGAGUUGAUCUGUUAGUGAGGCAAAGUAUUUUUGGAGGAAAUUAUUCUUUAAUUGAUGAUAACUACUAUCCAAACCCUGAUUGGUGGUUAAGUGUAUUGUAUAAUACAUUUGUAGGACCACAAGUGAUUGAUACAAAAACAGAUGGAGAUGCUAGAAUUAGGCUAUAUGCUCAUUGUGCCAAAAGAAAUAUACUAUGGCUAGAAUCAAAUUCGGUAGUUGUAAUUUUUGGUGUAAAUCUUAGUGAUAAAGAAGGAACUGUAUCUAUUGAAGAACUGAAAUCUGAAGAGUUGAUGUAUGUUUAUCAACUGACUGCGGCAGAUACUUUGUAUUCUCAGGAAGUUCAUUUGAAUGGUGAACCCCUUUUAUUAUUACCAAACACAACGUUACCAGUUUUUGAACCAAAGAUCAUGCCUAAGGAGAAAGAAGUUACCAUAGCUCCGUAUUCUAUUACUUUUUGGAUUUUGCCAAAUUCAAAUGUCAAAGCUUGUCAAGAUGUGUGACAUUUUUACAUAGCUAUCCCAAGUGAUUGAAAUUGUUAGCUCUUCUGAUUUUGCUCAUAAUAAAUUGAGACAUCAAAACGAGAUGAGCAAUACAUAUGAAUUUUCUCUAAAUGUUUUCUAAUUUUUGGAUUAUGUAUCUCAAAAUAAAUAAAAAUAUAUAAAGUAGGUUACGUGUUGGUAAUACAUUUUUAUAAUAAAACGCAUAAUAUAUAAUUUCAUAAA
This is a messenger RNA of Sitophilus oryzae (rice weevil), 1920 nucleotides long. RefSeq names its product heparanase-like. Gene Ontology annotation, molecular function: hydrolase activity, acting on glycosyl bonds. Bases 172 to 1698 code for a protein of 508 amino acids. Gene Ontology annotation, cellular component: extracellular matrix; membrane. NCBI's taxonomy places the organism in Eukaryota, Metazoa, Arthropoda, Insecta, Coleoptera, Curculionidae. The transcript is spliced from 11 exons. The record is from RefSeq and is a predicted model, not a curated record.